Kogia breviceps (pygmy sperm whale) is the source of this 600-nucleotide messenger RNA. The record is from RefSeq and is a predicted model, not a curated record. NCBI's taxonomy places the organism in Eukaryota, Metazoa, Chordata, Mammalia, Artiodactyla, Physeteridae.
UGAUUCAACUGUGUUUUUAUUGAAUUACUGCAAAUUCAUUUGCCAUAUGAUGACUUCUAGAUCUUCUAUGAAGAAGUCCUCCUCUUCUGCCUUUUAGAAACUCUUAACACUUAAAAAGUCUUAGUACCAUAAAUAUCAAUUAGGGGAAAGGUCUAUACAAGAGGCAUCUGGAUAUGAUAGAAGGAGCUGGAGCUUUGGAAUGAACCUGAGUUUGAAUUCCAGAUCUACACGUAAUACCUAUUUGGGUUAAACUGUAUUCUUAUCUGUUAAAUAAGGAUGACAAUAUUUCGUGUUAUAUAUUGGACUAUAUGAUGGCUCUGGUACCUAGCAGUCAUUCUACAAAACAUUCAUGAUGAACUUACUUCAGGUUGUGCGUGACCACUGGGUACAUAUACUUGUCCCUGUGGGAUUUGUCGUUGGAUGUUACCUAGACAGAAAGAAUGAUGAAAAGCUCAUUGCCUUCCGGAACAAGAGUCUGUUAUAUAAAAGGGAAUUAAGACCCAGUGAAGAAGUCACCUGGAAGUAAAAGGCUGCUGCUGAAUUAUAGAAUGUUCACAGUUUUUAAAUUAUAAGAGAAAUAAAAACACAUUCAAUACUUAA